Penicillium vulpinum is the source of this 924-nucleotide messenger RNA. RefSeq names its product urease accessory protein UreF. The record is from RefSeq and is a predicted model, not a curated record. The transcript has 2 exons. Gene Ontology annotation, molecular function: nickel cation binding. The coding region runs from base 1 to 924 and encodes 307 amino acids. NCBI's taxonomy places the organism in Eukaryota, Fungi, Ascomycota, Eurotiomycetes, Eurotiales, Aspergillaceae.
AUGUUCAUCAAAGACACCCAAGAUCUCGAAGCAGAGGUCGCCCUCCUUGAGUCGCGUCUGCAAGAUGCCCGUGCUCAGCUAGCAGCAUCAGAAUACCCCAGCCCACCUUCUUCAUGGACCGUUAAAGAACAAUAUAAUAAUUCCAAUAAUCACAAAUUCACCACCUCAUCCCGCACAUCCCUUCACGCCCUACUCCUCCUCUCAGACUCCGCCCUCCCACUAGGUUCUUUCGCCUACUCUAGCGGACUAGAAUCCUACCUAGCCCACAACAAAUCCUCCCGCAAAAGCCCAAUAGCCUCCUUCCACCGCUUCCUCAAACUCUCCAUCGCCUCAAUCGCAAGCACAUCCCUCCCCUACGUGAUAGCUGGGUACCGGGAACCCUCAACCCUCGAUACACUAGACAACGACCUGGACGCUUCAACGCCGUGCAUCGUCGCACAGCGCGCAAGUAUCGCCCAAGGUCGUGCGCUUAUCGGCGUGUGGGAGCGCGCAUUCAGAGUCAGCUUCGCGGCCCCCGGGAGCCGGGCUACGGGAGACGUCGAGGCCGCCAUCGUUGCCAUUGAUGAUUUGUCCAAUGCGUUGAAGUCGUGUCUCGAGGAGGACGAGGAUCUCGGUCCCAAGGGCCACUUUGCUCCGCUGUGGGGUGUGGUCUGUCGGGCUAUGGGUCUGGACUUGCAACAGACAGCGUAUGUCUUUAUUAUGAAUCAUGCUAAGGCCGUGCUUAGUGCGGCUGUCAGAGCGGGUGUCAUGGGCCCUUACCAGGCGCAGAAUGUCUUGGCCAGUCAGGAGCUGCAGGAUACGAUGAUGAAGCGCAUUGCGCGGGAGUGGAAUACGCCAGUCGAGGAGGCUGGACAGGUUGUCCCUGCGCUGGACCUUUGGGUUGGGAGGCACGAGUUGUUGUAUAGUCGGAUCUUCAACUCAUGA